This is a messenger RNA of Camelina sativa (false flax), 3649 nucleotides long. NCBI's taxonomy places the organism in Eukaryota, Viridiplantae, Streptophyta, Magnoliopsida, Brassicales, Brassicaceae. The record is from RefSeq and is a predicted model, not a curated record.
GAGAGAGCCUAGAGAUUUUUGUUUUUUUGUUAUCCUUCUCCUAAACCACUUUCUCAGCCCCGAAACAUCCAUAAAUCAAUUGGUAGGUAGGAGAAGGAGAAAGAUAAAACGACGAUGGAGAUUGUUCCAAAGACUCCCGAAAAACCUAAAUUAUUAUUUACUAAAUUUUAUGUGAGACGAAAGCACCUCGACACACCCCAAGAUAUCAUCUCUGGUUCUGUAAUUUCUCCACUCGAAUUAGAUCCUCCUCUUCAUAAACAAGAGCUUCAUGAACAAGAUAAUUCACAAAGCACUGACCAAAAAGAGGAGAAGAAGAAGACUUCAGAUGAAGAGCCUGAAAGAAAUUGUCAUGAGUCAGAUAUUUUUCAAGGUGAUGAUGAUUCACAACAUGUUAGUGGAAAAAGAAAGAGAAAUAAUUCGAAAGAGACGCAAAAGAAGAUGAGGUAUCAUAGACCUCGGAUCAUGGAAGAGGGGAAAAAACCAAGGAAUCCCACCACUACUCGACUGAGAACUAUAUCCAAGAAGAAAGGAAAGAAAAAGGACAACAACAACGCCAGUGAAGAUGAAGUUAUUAUAGCCGAGCCUCCAACUCCACAAAAGCAAAGUAGAAGUAAAACUGAGAAGCCUAAAAAAAGAAAUGUGGCUCGAACUUUGAAUUUUAAUCUUCUUAGUUGUCUUGAGCUCGAGAGAAUUUGUGGACCAACUUUUCCAAAGGGGAGAAAGAGGAUGACUCCAGCUCGUAGAUCUGAUUUCCACUGUUUGAUAUCUCCCUACACAUUUCCUCUACCUAUUUGGAAAAAGCAAUCAAGAAGGUCUAACCGUAGGAAAAACUUGGUCAGAUGGUUUGCAAUUGCCUUCUCUCUUGAACUGCAAGAGCCAGAGGAGACCCUACCUUUAGUCUCCAGGCACUUAUCUCAAGCAGAUGUUCCUUUGCACAUUGAAGACACGACUAGUAAUGCAGCAUUAAAGAUGGAUUCUAAAUCCAAUAACAGCACUAAAGAUACUGUUGAGCCGUUAAUCCUACAAAGUAAUCAUCAAAAAGAUAAUGCCGUUUCACCUAUAUCAGAAGUUCCUUUGCAGAUUAAAGACUCACCCAUGAGACAAGUUAGUUGUGUAGUCCCAAAGAAAAGCAAAAAAAUUACUAAGAACAUCGUUGGGAAUUUAAUCCAACAAAUUACUUAUCAGAAAGAUCACGGUCUCCCAUCCUUAGCAGAUGUUCCUUUGCACAUUGAAGACACACUCAUGAGAUCUGCUAGUGAUGUACCCGUAGAACGAGAAAAAACUAAGGAUAUUGCUAAGUUAAUCAAAGAAAUGAGAAGAUUAAAUAUCAACAGAAGGGUAACAACAACGUUGAUAGAAUCUGGCAAAAAGCUUGUUACUGCAAAGGUUAAACUUGAUCCAGAGACCAUUAAAGAGUGGGAGCUCUUAAUGGUGAAUAGCAAAUCACAUGCUGACAAGAAAACAAAUGCCGAGUGGGAACAAAAAAGGGAGAACUUCAAAAUUAGUAAUAUAGAUCUUUUCAUUCAUCGGAUGCAUCUUCUACAAGGCAAUAGAAAGUUUAAGCAGUGGAAAGGCUCGGUUGUUGACUCAGUGGUUGGAGUUUUCUUGACUCAAAAUGUUUCUGACUAUCUUUCAAGCAACGCUUUCAUGAGUGUGGCUGCAAAAUUUCCCGCGAAUGCAAGAGAAUGUUUAGAUCCUCUAGCAUACUACAUUGAGGAACCGGAAGAUGUUAAUGACUCAAUUCUUGCUGACCAAGAACCAACUCAUAUAGGAAACGAUGAUGCUAAGAAUUCUCAGUUCAUCACCUUAUCUAAGGACUCAAUACCAGAGGUAGAAGAACAUGAGAAAUCUGCAAAGAGGAAAAACAAAAAAACCGGUAUUAUGGAAGAUGCGAUUGUUGAUUGGAAUACUAUUAGAAAGAAAUACACAAAAGAAGGAUCUCGACAAAAAAUGCAUAUGGACUCUGUGAAUUGGAAUGAUGUGAGAUUAUCUGGCGAAAAAGUUUUCCAAAACAUCAUCAGACAACGAGGGCAAUUCAAGAUUCUCUCAGGAAGAAUUUUGAAAUUUCUCAGAGAUGAAGUUAGACAAAAUGGAACUAUUGAUCUUGAAUGGCUCCGAGAUGCUCCAUCAGAUCUAGUGAAGAGAUAUCUAUUGGAGAUUGAAGGGAUAGGACUAAAGAGUGCUGAAUGUGUACGACUGUUAGGAAUUAAACAUUCUGCAUUUCCGGUUGACACAAAUGUUGGUCGUAUAGCAGUUAGACUUGGUUGGGUUCCUCUUGAACCUUUACCAGAUGGAAUUCAAAUGCAUCAACUAUCCCAGUACCCUUCAAUGGAUUCGAUUCAACAAUACCUUUGGCCACGACUAUGUAAACUUCCUCAAGAAACUCUAUAUGAACUACAUUAUCAGAUGAUAACAUUUGGAAAGGUUUUCUGCACAAAGGCUCUUCCUAACUGUAAUGCGUGUCCAAUGAAGUCCGAAUGCAAAUAUUUUGCAAGUGCAUAUGUCAGUUCUAAGGUUCUUCUGGAAGGUCCAGAAGAGAAGACGCAUGAUGAGCCUGAUACUUUUAAACAUGCAUGUUCUCAAGAUGUCGACGUUAACAUGACAUCAAAUAUAAAUCUGAUAGAGGAAUGUGCUUCUCCCAGAUGUAGCGAGCAAGAUAUAUGUUGUAAGCCAUUGGUUGAGUUUCCUUCUUCUCCAAGACCGGAGAUUCCCGAGUUAGUAGACAUUGAAGAUUUUCCAUGGAGAAAUACUUAUCAGCCAUAUGCUAGAAUUCCUGAAAUUGAUAUUGACUUGGAUGCAUUGAAGAAAAAUGUAGAGGAUGCACUUGUAGAAGGUGGAAAGAUAUUGAGCAGCUCUGAUGAAGAAAUAUCAAAAGCAAUAGUACUUCUCACCCCUGAAAAUGCAUGCAUUCCAAUCAAACCACCUCGAAAAAUGAAGUAUUAUGAUCGACUAAGAACUGAGCAUGUGGUAUAUGUGCUUCCUGACAAUCAUAAGCUUCUACACGAUUUUGAGAGAAGAGAACUUGAUGAUCCGAGUCCCUACCUUCUUGCGAUUUGGCAACCAGGUGAAACGUCAAACUCGUUCACUCAACCAAAAAAAAAGUGUGACUUUGACGGAUCAGAAUUAUGCAAGAAAAAGACUUGUUCUUAUUGUUGGGCUAUACGUGAACAAAGCUCUAACACUUCUCGUGGAACAAUUUUGAUUCCAUGUAGAACAGCAAUGCGAGCGGGUUUCCCACUCAAUGGAACAUAUUUUCAGACUAAUGAGGUUUUUGCAGAUCAUGAGACAAGUUUAGAACCCGUUGUGUUUCCUAGAGAGUGGUGUGACGGACUAGAAAAACGAGCAAUGUACUGUGGUUCGUCGGUAUCAUCUAUUUUUCGACUUUUAGACACAAGACGGAUUCAACUUUGCUUUUGGACAGGGUUUUUAUGUAUGAGAGCAUUUGAUAGAAAGAAGCGAAUGCCACAAGAACUUGUUCGAAGACUACACACGCCACCUGUUGAGAGAGGGCCAAAAUACAUGCAUGACGAUGAUAUAUAAUCGUUUAGUUUAGUUUUUCUUUUGUGUAGUUUUGCAAACUUUUUCAAUUGAAUGACAAAAGAAGUUUUUAUGAUUAAAAACAAAUGGUUUUUCAUAUGAUUUGGUUUCA